This is a messenger RNA of Parasteatoda tepidariorum (common house spider), 4236 nucleotides long. RefSeq lists its product as uncharacterized. NCBI's taxonomy places the organism in Eukaryota, Metazoa, Arthropoda, Arachnida, Araneae, Theridiidae. Gene Ontology annotation, biological process: phosphorylation. Gene Ontology annotation, molecular function: kinase activity; ATP binding. The record is from RefSeq and is a predicted model, not a curated record.
UACUGGUUCAAACUGUUUAAAGUGUUACUCUUUAAUCUUUACUUAUCUUCAGUAACUUACGCCAUUUAACCUUGGAGCUAGUUUAUGAAUGUAGUUUGAUUUAGUAUUGUAAAUUGUAUCAGUUGUAACUUUGAUUUCAGCGGGGAAAGAAUAUCCCAAACAUGCUCAUUGCAACUAUAGUAUCAAUUUUGUCCUUUCCUUUCGAAUUCAUUUAUUGGAUUAAGUGGAUCAUUGUAUACGUCACAGUCCGGAUACACACUGCAAAGCAUCGUCGAAGAUUUGAUUUGUACGAUCCCACAAGCGAUGAUCCUGAAAAACUGGGUAUUCUCGUUCCCCAAGUUGAAACUGAUUUAGAAUCACCUCAGUCGGAAAAACAUUUACAAGUGUCCGCAGAUGAAGUACUGUUCUACGGAAUAAAUUCAAAAGCGGAAUGUGUUCUGGUCCGCAUCACAAGAGGAUGCAAUCAAGAAGCCGAAGCUUGGAUAUAUUUGAAAUUGGCUGAUGGCACGACUUAUCAUUUGGUUGAGCACGUCAAUUACCAACAACCAUUUGAGGAGAAAUGCCUGGUAUUUUCUUGCGGGAACUUACAAAUGCAUUAUUUGUCACCGAUGAGAAGAUGGAGAAUACAAUACUGUGGCUCUCUAAUAAAGAAAUCUGAAAAGAAAGAGUUUCCAGAUGAAAAGGCUUUUGUGAAUUUUGCAUUCUUGUGGUAUGCAUCAUCUGACGUGUAUGAUCCAACACUAACUACCAAUCCAAAAGGAUUCGCAAGUGCUAUCGCGAACUCGGAAUGGGAGUUCCCUUUUCAUCCACCAGUUCAAAAAUUCGUAGAGAGCAUGAAUUUUUACUGUCAAAUGGGUAAUUUAAGAGGGACGAUUUCUGUAAAUGAAGAGCCAGACUACGAGAUUAAUUUGUUUGGAGAAAAAAUAAGAAAUUUAGGAGAUAUUUCUCAUACCGCUGGAUGUCAGUUUGAAAAUUUGAUUGGAUAUGUGCCAGAGAAUGGUUAUGGGUUUCAUUUGUUGAAAGCAUCAGUCCCAAAAAUUUUCAAAAAUAUGUCUGCGGGAUUCCUCAUUGAUCCUCUCGGAGAUAUUAGCGUAAUCAAAGAAAUUGAUGUAAAGACAUCCAGUCAAGUAACGCCAUUGCAACCUAUAGAAGCGAGAUUUUCAACAGGGGCGCCUUAUAAAUUAGAUGGAAGUAUGUCUGAUGUACCUAUAGUAUUAUAUAGUGGUCAGAGGCAAAGCAUAUUUAUAAAACUUUUUUUCAUCAAAUUCUCAUUUCAAAAUAGUACUGGCUAUGGUUUAUUUUUAUCAGGUGAAGUGUCUAAUGAGAUAACAAAAGCCAAGAUCCCCAUGCUUCACGCAUUGUGUCCUAAAGAGGUUCCUCUAGUUGUCAAGUUUACAGAUGAAAUAGCUCAGUUUGGUGAUAUUUCUGGCGGAAAGGGAUCUUCUUUGGGAAAGCUCACAAAAUUGAGCCGAAAAGAUAAAUCGUUCAUUGUGCCUAAAGGGAUUAUUGUUACAACAUCAGCAUAUGAAGAGUUUUUGACCCCUGAUAUACUGAAUGGAGUGAAAAAAUUGGAAAAUGUUGCUUAUGGUAAGAUUGAGGGAGAUAUAAAACAAGAAUGUGAAGUAGUUUCCAAAUGUAUUUUAAGUACAGAAUUGGAAAGUAAAAUAUGUCUCAGAAUAGCGGACAACUUGAAAAGGGUUUUUGGAGAUGAAUUUAAGAGCUACAAGUAUGCAGUGAGAUCUUCUGCAACAGGCGAGGAUACCGAUGUAAUGUCUGCAGCCGGUCAAAUGGAUACUUAUUUGGGAGUUCAAGGACUAAAAGAAAUAUUCUACGCAGUCAAAAAAUGUUGGGCUUCUCAAUUUGGACAUAUAGCUGUUGAGUACAAAAGACAAAAUGGACAGAUUUUAAAUUCUCCAAUGGCUGUUGUCAUUCAAGAAAUGGUGGCUUGUGAAGUUGCUGGCGUUAUCUUUACAUGUGACCCUGUUAAUAAUAAUCCGGAUAUUAUCACAAUAACGGCUAAUUAUGGAUUAGGAGAGACUGUUGUAUCUGGAUCUGUUGAACCGGACACAAUUAUGCUUGAAAGAUUUGAUAAUAAUGAACUGAAAAUCAAAUCUGUAAAUGUUGGAUCCAAACACCAAAAAAUUGUUUUAAAAGAGUCUGGAGGAACAGAGGUUGAAGAUUUACUGGAUGACUCUAAAUCGGGUGCUUGUAUAAACGAAGAAAAAGCAAUAUAUCUUGGAAAAUUAGCUAUCAGAGUGGAGCAAUUUUACCACUCAUCCAGAGACAUUGAAUGGGGUUUAUUAAACAAUAAAAUAUAUCUUCUCCAGAGUCGACCAGUCACAAGUGGAGGAUCGCUUACUGAAUUUGAGUUAAAGCAUGAAUUUGAUUGUAUUCUGAGAAGUGAAAGAGAUUACUUCACUGUAGCAAAUGUGGGAGAAGUUAUGCCAGGUGCAACAUCACCCUUAGGGGUAGAAUUAUUAUGCAAAUAUUACAUGGUUGCUUAUAUCAAACAAGGAUUAAUAGAUGAACAAGCGGCAGCCUGGGCUAAAAGUUUUUAUUAUCCGAUAAUUUUACAGCAAUUUUACAACCAAAUUGUUAUGCCUGUUCCUGAGCUAAUUGCUAGGUAUGGACACGAUACAUUAUUUUCUAAAGGAUUCAGUAUCAGCAUGUUUGGAAGAAUUUUGGAUGAUCCAGACUUAAUAGAAGUCACAAAAUUGAAAGUACCUGAUGCUCCAAAGACUACAAUACGAAGUACCUUAAAAUUUGUAAAGGACCUAUUUUAUUAUAAUGCUGCUGCUGAAAAUACAAGAAAACAGGUUGAAAAUUACGACUUUCCUUACCUGAAAUGCAAGACUGCACAGGAAACAUUUGACGCUCUUUUAAAAUCUUUUUCUAGCUUUUUAGUGUAUCCAAUACAUCUCGAGACUUGUACAGAAAACUCAUCUCACUGGAACACCAUGGUACUUUCAAUACUCUAUAAAGCUCAAGGUCAAUUCGAUAAUGAUGUAUACAGUGAUUUUGGAAGAAUAUUAGCUACGACAACACAAGUGGAAAGUGCCGAUAUACCUUCGUCAAUACAGAAAGUGGCUCGUCAAAUUGAAAAGGAUUUGGGUGCAGAGAAAUUUAAGGCCAUGAGCUUACAAGAUGCAGAAAAAUGGCUGAACACCUCGAAUACAUUGGCAAGCGAACUGUACCGUCAAUUUAUUCAAAGACAUGGUCACAGAUGCUUAAAAGAAUUUGACAUCUAUACAAUUCCAUGGGGUCAAGACCAAAAACUCUUCAUAAAAAUUCUCCAAACUUUGUCCAGCUUUGCUAAGGAAGAAAUAAAAAAUUCUGUUGAUGACUAUUCGAAAAUAUUCUCUGAGCUUCGUGUUCCCUUAAAUAUUUUAAACAGGUUGUGUUUGAGAUUUAUUAUUCCGAAUUGUCGAAAAGGUGUGCAGGCAAGAGAAGCCAGCAAAUCCGUAAUAAUCAAAAGCAUCGAUAACUGGAGGAAAGGUUAUCAGUAUUUGGGAAAACUAAUGGUAUCUGAAGGUCGUAUUCCUGACAAAGAUCUCCUAUUCUUUAUGACGAUGGACGAAAUCAGAGAACUUUUAAAAACAAGAUACCCCAAAAUAAUCGCGAGAGCGAAUCAACGAAGAAAAAUCUUCCCAGUAUUAGACGCAUACAAGUUUCCUGAAAUAAUUAGGGGUUUUCCAAAACCAGUAAAUGAAGAGGAUGAAUCUUCAGAUACAACAGAAUACAUAGCGGAUUUAACUAUGCAAGGUAUUCCUGUGAGUCAAGGUGUUGUAAAAGGAUAUGCUAGAGUUGCUGUAUCUUUGGACGAAGCAGCUCAUUUGCAGCCAGGAGAAAUUUUAAUCGCCUACGGAACAGACAUAGGAUGGAGUCCUUAUUUCCCAAUAAUAUCUGGUGUUGUCACUGAGCUGGGAGGACUCAUCUCUCAUGGUGCUGUGGUGAGUCGUGAAUAUGGUCUUCCAUGCAUUGUAGGUCUUCAUGGCGCUACAAAACAGUUUAAAACAGGUGAUUACGUCCUACUAGAUGGUAAAAAAGGAAUACUUAAGAGACUGCCAAGGCCACAAGAAUGAAACAAAAUAAAAGAAAAUUAGUUGAUGUCAUUUUUUUAUAUUUGAAAUUUAUUACAAAAACUUAGGCACAAAAUAUAUAAAAUAUUAAAAAAAACGAAAAUUUUUCUGUUGGUUUAUGAUUGUUCUUUUACUGCAAUUAAAGCCUUUUGUGUGA